Syngnathus typhle (broad-nosed pipefish) is the source of this 2232-nucleotide messenger RNA. RefSeq names its product gastrula zinc finger protein XlCGF8.2DB-like. NCBI's taxonomy places the organism in Eukaryota, Metazoa, Chordata, Actinopteri, Syngnathiformes, Syngnathidae. The record is from RefSeq and is a predicted model, not a curated record. The transcript has 2 exons. Gene Ontology annotation, cellular component: nucleus. The coding region runs from base 343 to 2007 and encodes 554 amino acids.
AAAAGCUGUUUGCGAUCCGCCAAUUAAGAUUAAGAACAAAAUGUAACAUUAGCGGACGGUUGUCAAUGCUGUUUAUUAAAUUUAACAGUGGGGCUUUAUUAGAACAUAAAUCCGUCAUGUUUUAGACAAACCCUGUCGCUGUUUCCUGUCUAAACGGAAGAUUUUACGCGUUAGCUUAGCGUGUUAGCUACACGUCGCUAAGCAAAGAGCCAAGUCUGAACAUGCUGAGAGAUUAGAAGAAACGCUGAUCAAACGUGGAAACGUUGAAGAGUUAUUUGACGAAAACGACAGCGGGGCAGAGGAAACAAUACCACGCUUCAUUUUCAACUACACUGAGCAGACAUGAAGCAAGAAGACGUUCCCUCUGAGCAGAACUCUCGCUCUCCCGUGAAGCAGGAGGAGCUAAGAGAGUCGCCCCACGUUAAAGAGGAAGAGAAGGAGGCUGACGUCAUCGCGUUCACCUGGACUGGCGUCCAUGUGAAGAGUGAGGAGGACAUGGGUCAGUCCUCGCAGCUUCAUCACAGUCAAAGUGAGGAGAGCAGCAGCUCAAGUCAAGCUGAUGGAGAACCGCCAAAGAGCAAGAAAUCGAAACGUGAACAUCCCAGUGACAAAAGCCGAUUUAACUGCUCUCAAUGUGGCAGAACUUUUGCCUACAAAAGUGCUUUGAAAACGCACAUGAGAACGCACAGCGGAGAGAAACCUUUUGCAUGCUCAGUCUGCGGUAAAAGCUUCACCUUCAAGCAGAAUCUGAGCCGACACGUGGCAAUCCACACAGGGGAGAAACCAUUUUCCUGUUUGGGUUGCGACAAGAGAUUCUUUAGUAAGUUUGAACUGAGAAGACACAUGAGCACGCACAGUGCCCAAAGUACUUUUCCCUGUUCAUUUUGUUCACAACGUUUUUUUCACAUGUCCAAACUCAGACUACACUUGAAAACACACACCGGGGAGAAACCUUUGGGCCCAAGCUGCUCCAGUGAUCACAUGACAACAGAAGCUGAUGAGGAACAGUGUGAAGAGCCACACUCAAAAGCAGACAACACAACAUCCCAGUCUUGGAACAACAAUCAAAGUGACGACACCAAAGCAUCUUCGGAGACUGAAGAGGAACCGAAAGGGAAUCCAACGCACGACGAAGAUGACAAUCACUUUUACUGCCCAGUAUGCGGAAAAAAAUAUGCCUAUAAAAGUCAUUUGAAAGCACACAUGAUAAAGCACAGCGGGGAGAAACCUUUUGCUUGCUCAAUUUGCGACAAAAGAUUCACAGCUAAGCGUAGUAUGAUGAGACACACGGCGAUGCACACGACUGGAAAAUGCUACUCCUGUUCCGUUUGUGACGCAACGUUCUCCGAUGAGUUGGAGAUGAAAAAACACAAGAGCGCGCAUACGGUCGAGAAACAUUUUCUGUGUUCGGUUUGCGCUAAAGGUUUCUCUCACAAAUCCUACCUCAGGCAACACAUGAAAAGACACACCGGGGAGAAACCAUUCACAUGUUCCGUUUGCGGCCGAGGUUUCUCUCACAGGUCGUAUCUGAAAAUACACAUGGUGACGCACACCCGGGAGAAGGCUUUUACUUGUUCGGUUUGUUCGAAAAGUUUCUCCCACAGGUCUUAUCUGGGAGUCCACAUGAGAAUGCACACUGGGGAGAAACCCUUUCCAUGUCCGGUUUGCGCAAAAAGUUUCGCCCAAAGCUCGUGUCUCAGACAACACAUGGUAACUCACACUGGGGAGAGACCUUUUCAUUGUUCAGUCUGCGCGAAAAGUUACUCGCAUAGGUCGCAUCUCAAACAACACAUGAUCACGCACAGCGGAAAGAAACAGUUUACAUGUCCGGUUUGUGACAAAAGUUUGUCUAGUAGUGCUUAUCUGAAAAAACACUUGGAACAACACAAUUCAAAAAAGCCUUCAGUCUCGACGGGCUUUGAGGCAGAAGUGGAAGGAGAACAAGCAGAAGACAACUUGGUUCCAUUAUCGGAUAUGGACGAUGUGGUCAGACGCUUCCGACACUGAUCAUGAAGACAUUGAAAAAGCUUUCCCAACGAGUUAAAAUUCUGUACUUUGAGGAGAAAGAAAACGAAAAAUGAAAUUGUAUAGAAAUAAGAUACUGUACUUUUUCGAAGUGUAAUUACUGUACUUGCUGUAAGCCUGGAAACAAUCACUAACUGUGCUGGAUGAUGACAAUGUCAGUAAAUAAAGUUGCAGGAGUUUGGAACAAUAAAGAAGAUAAAACCGUUA